AACGUGUCCUCCAGAAAACAUUUCUCAGUUCCCUUUCACCAGUAGUGAGUUGUGUCGGAUGGAGUUAAAGUUUUAUAUUUAAAAAAAUCCUGAUUUCAUGUGAUUCAAAUGGACCGCGUCGAUUUGAAAAGAGACGGAACUAAUUCAAGAAGAAGCACCAGACAAUUGCGGAGUAAAGGAGUUUUUCCCGUUGAUCUGAGACCGAGAGGAGCUCUGAAGAGGAGGAGAGACAUCAACAGCACUGAGGAGUCGAACACAGAAGAAGGAUCUCCUGAUAAGAUCGCAAAGGUUCAGGUGGAGAAAGAUGCAGGAGACAGACAUCAGAAUGGGGACCAAACUAAUACGGUGGAAAUGGAUGUGGAAGAAUCUGAAGAUCAGAACCAAGACAUGAGUUCAGAGGAUGAAAGUGGAAAUGAGGCAGUCAUGAAGACAAAACCUCCCAUCCAGGAAGAAAGAGUCAUCAAAACACUGCGUGUGGAGAAUCUGGAAACAGAGGAGAUGAGGGUAUUUCUUUUGCGGCAAAGAAAAACAAAUCAAAAGUCACAGGCAACAGACCCUUCCAAACUGACAGCGUGUGGAGACACAGUUCGUGGUUCUCAGAAUUUAUCAAGAGAACCGUCCAGAACAGGCUCUUCUUCUGUCACACUCGAACCCAUAGAGAACAAAGAUAUUUUGACUGUAAGGAGCAGCAUAAGAGACUAUCGAAACAAAAUGGAGGAGAAAGCCAGAGGUGAUUCUGAAGUGGAUUUUAAGAGCAGGGAAAGGUAUCCAUACAGGAAAGGUCACACAACACCCUCCCUCAAGACAAACAACAUUCCUGCAGGAAAACAGCCCCUACGCCAUACAAAGACAGAAGUAAGGAAAAAAGUUAUGACAAAGACAGGUAUAGCUUCGUCCUCAAGAGCAGAUGCAUGGGGUAUAUUCAGGUGGCUUCAGUGGGCUGUGUUCCUGAUAGCCUCACUUGCCUUGGGUUUAAUGGGUUAUCAACAUUUUCCAACCUCAUCAAGAAUAACUGAACAUCAAAACAGAUUGUUGUACAGUGCAAAUUUUGAAACCCACUUAGCUGAACUAAAGGCGCUAUUCUCUAGUCAGCGACCGGAACUCUGGAAAAGGGCUGAGAUCCAUCUUAAGAACCACCUUAAACUGAUUAAUCCAACUGAACCAGUAAGUCUCAUCCUAACUUCUGGUCAUGAUGCUGAGAAGACUCUGGGCUGUCUGGCACAACAUUUAGCUGCAGCCUUUUCCAGCAUCUUCAACUCCUCAGUCCUGAGUAUUGACGCAACCAGCAAAAGUGCACAAGACAGCGACCAGGUUAAGAUGGACAUUGAUAAAACACUGAAAGAGGCCUUUGAGGGCGGUACCCAGGCAGCAGUUAUUCACCGUUUUGAAGAGCUUCCUCCUGGAUCUACACUUAUCUUCUACCGCUAUUGUGAUCAUGAGAAUUCUGCCUUUAAGAAAGUCUUUUUGGUUUUCACUGUCAUGCUCCCUGUUGCUGAACUAGACUUCAAGCUCUGUCUGAGUGCAGUGGAAGAGCAAGUUCAGGAGUACUUAAAAGGGAGGUUUGUCUCCUCUGACAAAACUGUUGAGUUUAACCAGAUGGAUGUAGACAAGCUAAGUGGGCUCUGGAGCAGAAUCUCUCAUCUCAUCCUACCUGUAGCUGCAGAGCAGAAGAUCGAACAGAAUGGCUGUUGAGAGAGAGGAUUCUAAAAACUGAAGGUUUUUAAACCAGAGUUUUGCUACUGGAUCAUGUAAUUAUUGUGAUUGUGCAGCUAAAUGGCUGGUGCUGUGCUCACUUAGCCAGGUUUUCCGAUCUAAUUGUCAAGACUAAAUCUGUAAGUCUAGUUUUCUUCUAACAUCUUGGACAUAUGCAACAAGAUCUCUAGAAGGUCAUGCACUUAAUGUCAUGGCACCGGUGUUGAAAUAAUGCCAUGUUAAAAAUCUUUAUUAUAAAGUGUAAAUAUAUCAAUACUUUGUUAUGCAGUUUUGUCCAACAUUCCUUCUUCAUUUCAUUAUAAUUCCGAUUUUUAUUAUUUCUCUAAUAUACUCUCUACAAACUAGCUAGAGUCAUCACGAAACUAUACACAAAGCUCACUUUCAACAGCAGUGCAGGUUUAAGAGUCAGCUCUUUGCACCAGUGGAUGAACCGACAGAAUUUAUGUUGUGGAUUUAUUUUUCUAGUAGCUCAGAUUGAAUUUAGCACAAGCCUUGAGGAGUUUUGGCUGUAAGUUUAUGCUUUGUUCUGGCUCAAAAUUGUGCAUUUCACUAAAUAUGUAAAUAUUAAAACUAGAAUGUCUUUUUGUA
This is a messenger RNA of Tachysurus fulvidraco (yellow catfish), 2301 nucleotides long. RefSeq names its product torsin-1A-interacting protein 2. Gene Ontology annotation, cellular component: membrane. Gene Ontology annotation, molecular function: ATPase activator activity. NCBI's taxonomy places the organism in Eukaryota, Metazoa, Chordata, Actinopteri, Siluriformes, Bagridae. Gene Ontology annotation, biological process: membrane organization. The transcript is spliced from 8 exons. The record is from RefSeq and is a predicted model, not a curated record. Bases 109 to 1692 code for a protein of 527 amino acids.